GGGGCGCGCCCGCCCGUUGUGGCCAUGGCGGCCGCAGGGUGCUCUGUGGUGAGGCGAGUGGAAGAGCUCGGGGACCUGGCUCAGGCCCAUAUACAGCAGCUAAGUGAAGCCGCCGGUGAAGACGAUCACUUUUUAAUUCGGGCCUCUGCAGCUUUAGAAAAAUUGAAACUCCUGUGUGGAGAAGAGAAAGAAUGUUCCAAUCCAUCAAGUCUUCUGGAACUUUACACACAGGCUAUUUUGGACAUGACGUAUUUUGAGGAGAACAAGUUAGUAGAUGAAGAUUUUCCAGAGGACUUUUCUGCGCAGAAAGUAAAAGAACUGAUCCGUUUUCUUUCAGAACCGGAAGUUUUGGUUAAAGAAAAUAAUAUGUAUCCAAAACACAGCGACUUGCUGGGGGAUGAGCUGCUGGAGUGCCUCUCCUGGCGGCGGGGAGCUCUGCUGUAUAUGUAUUGUCAUUCUCUGACAAAAAGGAGAGAAUGGCUCUCCGGAAAAUCCGCCCUGCUGAAAAAGUAUCUUGUUGAUGGAAUCGGCUACUUGCUACAGAUGCUAAAUUAUCGCUGUCCUGUCCAGUUAAAUGAUGGAGUUGCUUUCCAAGACCUAGACACAGCCAAGUUACUGAGCGCAGGAAUAUUUAGUGACAUCCAUCUGCUGGCUAUGAUGUACAGUGGAGAAAUGUGUUACUGGGGAUUGAAGCAUUGUGCAGAGCAACAGGUGGAGCAUGGUGACGUGGAUCCUGCUGCUGCUGGCGCGAGCUGCACUGCACACAGCGAACCUCUCGAUUUCCGAGAAGUUGGAGAAAAAAUUUUGAGAAAGUACGUGUCUGUGUGUGAAGGACCCCUGAAAGAACAAGAGUGGAAUACAACGAAUGCAAAACAAAUUUUAAACUUCUUUCAGCAUCAUUGUAACCAGUAAGUUCAUCUGAUUUUCUUCAGCCAGGAAAAUAAACAAGAAAAUCUUUGUAAUGCAAAAGAAAGAUCCAGAAAAGAAGACCUACUGACAGUGAAUUGAGAACCAUCCACUGCGUAAAGAUAUCCAACAUGGUCCCUCCUUUCAGUGCCGUAACCAUCUUUCCUUAUGUGUUCUUAAAUCCAUGGAGGAAUGAUAAUUUGGUUUCUGAAAUGGCAUGCAUGUUAACUCAGCUUGAACUACACAUGUCCUGUCACUAAUUCAACUCUACACAGUUGUUUUCCUUAUUUUUUAUUGUGAUUUGAAAUAUAUUUAACUUGUUACCAUUUGAACAAUCCUAAGAUAAUCUUUCAGUCACCCUGUUUGAAGUUUGCUUCAGAGAUCAAAAUCAAGUUACCUCAGUACUUUGAAUACAUACUAUAGAAAUGUAGCAAAAAUGAAAGACGGAUAGUAUUAGACCCCAUUUGAAUAAGGUAACUGGUGAAAGACUCUACUAAGAAAUUAGAGUGGUUAGUGAUUUUGUCGUGCAUUGCUCAUCAAGUUGAAAAAUUUUACUUUUAGACAUGUAUUUAAAGUAUAUGGCUUCUCAAGUGCAAAAUGAAGAUAAAAACCAAGUCAGGUUAGUUCACCGUUGGUUCAUUUGUUUUUAGGGCUCAUUUCUUCCUGCUGUAUUGUAGUUCUACUGUUUUCUGUCUUUAGCGGUAGCUUUGAGUGCUGAAGGCCAGAGAGCAUAACCUUUUCUGUUACAGUCUUUCUACCUCAGUUCCAGUUGUCACGCUUUGUCUCCUGCUCUCUGCUAUCCUGGUCUUCUGGCCCAGUGACUGUAUCACAUUCCAGCGGGUAUGCCAUGGACUCCUGUGAUCACCUUGAACAUGAGCAUCCUGAGUUGCUCCUUCUGAAAUUACGAAUUUCAGUAACUCAUAACGGUUUUUUUUUCCCCCAGCAAUUUUUAUCUUCUUCAGAGCCUUUUGAUUUUUUAAUGUGGCUGCAGAUUUCAUGACUUCUGUAUCUUUCUUUGCUGCAAGGGAGUACUUGAUCUUAGGACUCAGCUGCAGUGAAAUCAUGUCCAGAGGCUCUCUCCAGCCUUUGCCAGCCAAUCUUUGCUACUCCGCAUUUGGUUCCCAUAGUCUUCCUCUCCUAUUUUAUGCUGAUCACAUUGCUUUGUAAUUAUUUUUACUACCAAUAGGUAAAUUCCAUAUUUUAAAAAUUUACAUUUAUGUACAAUGUUUAAUACACAAUGGGCACUUAGUUGUGUAUGUGUAUGUGUGUGUGUGUGUGUGUGUGUUUUAAUUCAUGAAGAAUGAUUUUAAAGUGCCAGAUGGCACAAAAAGGUUGCUGCUUUCUGACUCCAAACUGCCAUGCCUGACAAGGCAACCACAGAUCUGUAAGCCGUCAGUGCCUGCCAGGACAAAUGCAGUUAAACACAGCCCUGAGCCGAGUCCUGGGUUACUUAGAUUAUUCCAACUCUGAAAAAAUGAGAACUAUUUUUCAGAAUCUGAAAACUUAGAUUUUUGCCUUCAUGAUCCUUGUGGACUGCUUGGGUUUCAGUAACAGUUGGCUGGUACACUGAGUUGGUAGUUUUGAGGGCUUUAUUGGGUGCUUUUCCUAUAACUUUCCAAACCACAAAGAAUUGGGCAACAUUUAUAGACCCCAAUAGUUAGUAAUAUUUGUUCCUUCUUUGCAUGGUAAGGCAAAGAACAACACAUUUUUGUAAGAGGUCAAGGCCGUUAAGUAAAUUGUUUGAUUUAGUCUGAGUAACCCCAAGAUACUGCUCAACCUGAAGAGAGUACCACAGUUCAACAGUUGUGUGUCUACGUGUGCCACGUUGUGUCCUGGACAGUGAGGCUAUGCUUGUAGCAUUGUGAAACACGGUGCUCUUUCAGAGCUCGUGUUUUAGUGGAAGAAAUUCAAACAUUUUAACAAAUAAUUGUAUGACACGGCCGAGUGAUGAGUACCACAAAGAAGAAUAAAGCAAACUAAAGGGAAUCAUGACAUUGAGUGGGUGUUGUAUAUAGGGAGGUUGGGGAGGCACUAAGAAGCUCUGCUGCUUUGCCAGUUGGCAUCUUUGAAUUCCACCCCCUGGGUUAAUGCCUUGUAUUUUUACUGCAUCUUUUCUUAUGGAUGUUCUAACAGUGAAUUAAGGCAUUCUGUCCAGUGUGUGCUUUACUGAGUGUCUGAUAACCUGAGGCCUUGCUGUGCUCUCACACUUGGGCUUUCUCUUGGAUUUGAACUCUGGUGGUUACCAAACUCUUGUUAAAGGAUCCUUCCAUUUGUAUUGUUCUUUCCCAAGAAGGGUUUUCUGAUGUUAACUGGGCUUUCAGACAUAGUUAAGCUCUGCCUGCUUUGUUGCCCUGAGAGGGAAUCCAACUGCCAUUUGAUCCCACUUGAGGUGAAAGUCAUGACUGAAGACUUUUCCUUAUCCUUUUGAGCAUAAUACAGUGAGGUGAAAAUCACAGAGAACAUCGCACAAUAAAAAUUAUAUCCCUGGCUUCCCAGUCUCAUUGUGAAUUUUUCUGUUCGUUCACUAAAGACAGACACCAUGAGCUGUGUCUGACUGCAGGCUUUUCCAGAUUUCAUUUUAAUGGCAAUUUAAAAACCCUACAGCUAGGUUACAUGCUAGAGUUAGAGUGUCUUUUUCUCUCCACCUUUUGGGUACCCUUUUCUGGCUCCAAUAAGGGUGCCCCUUCUGCCACGGAAUGGAGGAUUCUAUAGUUUUCCCUCAGUUCCUUCCCUGUGUGUACAUUAGAACACAAUAGGAGAUGAGGCCAUGUUAUCGAAGUAUUAUGUUAAUAUACAUUUAAUAUAGUCAUAAGUGCAGAAUGGAAUUUGUAUUCAUGCUGGUGUUCUUUACUGUUUAGUUUGUUUUUCCUACUUGUGGAAAUUUCUAAGUACAGUGUUGGAACCUAUACAUUAAAAAAAUAAUAAAAACCAUAUUCCUCUGUUU
This is a messenger RNA of Ochotona curzoniae (black-lipped pika), 3850 nucleotides long. It is a transcript of the gene RIMOC1, whose product is annotated as chromosome unknown C5orf51 homolog. The record is from RefSeq and is a predicted model, not a curated record. Gene Ontology annotation, biological process: mitophagy. Lineage: Eukaryota; Metazoa; Chordata; Mammalia; Lagomorpha; Ochotonidae. The transcript has 6 exons. The coding region runs from base 25 to 912 and encodes 295 amino acids.